Telopea speciosissima is the source of this 1096-nucleotide messenger RNA. RefSeq names its product haloacid dehalogenase-like hydrolase domain-containing protein At4g39970. NCBI's taxonomy places the organism in Eukaryota, Viridiplantae, Streptophyta, Magnoliopsida, Proteales, Proteaceae. The transcript has 11 exons. The coding region runs from base 59 to 1057 and encodes 332 amino acids. Gene Ontology annotation, molecular function: hydrolase activity. The record is from RefSeq and is a predicted model, not a curated record.
AAAGCAAAGCCAAUCUUUUCAACUAUCGUUCCUGAAUCAUCAAUACAUUCAGAGGCGGAUGUCGUCGUCGUCAUCGUCUCUGAUGCUCUUUCAACACCUCCCUUCCAUUCCCUUCUCCACUUCACGCCGCUUCACAUCUUCCUUUCUUCCCGAUUUCGCUUCUUCCUCAGCUUCUGCCUCUGCUGCUUCUAUUGCCCCCAAUUCUCCCUCAUUUUCCCCCAGGCUUCGCUCUGCUGGGAUCCGCAGCAGAAGAUCGUUUAACAAAUCUCUCUCUGUAUGUGCUUCUUCCGCUCUGCAGGCUCUCAUCUUCGACUGCGAUGGUGUAAUCCUCGAGUCCGAACACUUGCACAGAGAAGCCUACAAUGAUGCCUUUGCACAUUUUAAUGUCCGUUGCCCUUCGUCUGCUUCUGAAACCCUUAAUUGGGACCUUGAGUUUUACGAUGUGCUUCAGAACCAAAUAGGUGGAGGGAAACCUAAGAUGAGAUGGUAUUUUAAGGAGAAUGGAUGGCCGUCUUCCUCAAUCUUUGAAACCCCCCCAGAAAACGAUGCUGAUAGAGCUAAGCUGAUCGAUGCAAUUCAGGAUUGGAAGACUGAAAGGUACAAAGAAAUAAUCAAAUCUGGAACUGUGGAACCAAGACCCGGGGUUAUAAGGUUGAUGGAUGAAGCCAAGGCUGCUGGAAUUAAGUUAGCUGUUUGUUCUGCAGCAACUAAAGGUUCAGUUAUACUCUGUCUUGAAAACCUUAUAGGAAUUGAUCGUUUCAACGGUCUUGAUUGCUUCCUUGCUGGUGAUGACGUAAAGGAAAAGAAGCCUGAUCCAUCAAUUUAUUUGACAGCAUCAAAGAUAUUAGGUGUGCAAGUAACAAAUUGUUUGGUGGUAGAGGAUAGUGUCAUCGGGUUACAGGCUGCAACAAAAGCGGGAAUGUCAUGCGUGGUCACGUAUACAUCCUCAACAGCUAACCAGGAAUUCAGCGAUGCAAUUGCAGUGUACCCUGAUUUGAGAAAUGUAAAGUUUGCAGACCUAGAUUCGUUGCUUCAAAAUGUUGUAGCUGCUAAGUAAAUCAAUUUAAAUCAUCCUUAAAAAUAGUUAUCAAAUUGU